Messenger RNA from Seriola dumerili (greater amberjack), 3597 nucleotides. RefSeq names its product poly(ADP-ribose) glycohydrolase-like. NCBI's taxonomy places the organism in Eukaryota, Metazoa, Chordata, Actinopteri, Carangiformes, Carangidae. Gene Ontology annotation, molecular function: poly(ADP-ribose) glycohydrolase activity. Bases 387 to 2783 code for a protein of 798 amino acids. The record is from RefSeq and is a predicted model, not a curated record. Gene Ontology annotation, biological process: nucleotide-sugar metabolic process; regulation of DNA repair; ATP generation from poly-ADP-D-ribose. Gene Ontology annotation, cellular component: nucleus; cytoplasm. The transcript is spliced from 17 exons.
UGUUUUGACGUUGAGCAGCGCCACCAUUGAAUUUUAGCAAACAGUAAAAAGUACAGUUGUGCUUUUAACAUAGACCAAAGACAAACAAACUUUCCUGUGGUGUACUUUGAAGCUGUUUUUAAUAGAAAGCUGUCACUCUACCCAGUACCUGCUCAAGUGCUAUUCUGAACCAGGUUGUUUUUCGGUUGUUUUAACAACCCGGUGUAGUUCAGAUCUAGUUAGCAUGUAAGCUAAUAAGCUAUGGUUGGUUAUCAGUCGUCUAAAGUCAGCAUUUUCCUACAUCAUUAGCUGACGUUACUAAGUCUAUUUGCAUUUAGCAACUCAUCAAAUUUCUUCCCUGACUAAAGCACCGAAAUGGGAUUCCUUUAAAAUAAAUAGUAUCAUGUAUGGCUGCAUAUCGUAUUUUAAGAUUUGCUCAAUUAUUGAAGAGGGGACUGCCCAAGAGACAAGUCUGGACAAAAACUUCACUGUUGGUGUCAGCUCAAAUUGUAUUAAUGACUGAACUGACAGACUUUGAACCUUUAGCAAAGAGAUUCAGGGUUGGUAACCGUGCCCCAACCUCCCCUUCAUCUUCUCUCCAAGGCCCAUCUUCAUGUAGUAAGCGCAGAGAUAAUGAUACAGUCAAUGAAGAAAAGGGGCAAAACAACACAGAGAUGAAGAUGGAUAUACAGCCAAAGACUGGAGCAGGUGGUUUACGACGUGUGAAGACAAACGUUUCCCAUCAAAAAAUCAGCCCCAGACAGCAGCAGAAGUUAAGAAAUACUCUUGACCAAUGGUUAGUUAAGCCCAGAAAGAACCCAAAUACAGAUGAAGUGUGCCAAACCCAAGAUGAGGCAGAAACUGCAGAUGACAGUGCCUUUCAAAGCACCUCAGCUCAUUCUCUGGACUUCCAAAAUGCUGAAAAACCUACAGUCUCUGACAUGGAUGAAGAAACACAACCCUUGACACCACAAGACCUGGAAGAAGACAAUCCGGUGUCUCCAUCUUCCAAGGAUUCUGCAGGGAGUGGGUUUAUGCUGACACUGUCCAGCAAUGAUGGUGGAUUAGAAAAAGAAGAAAUGGAAACAUGCGCAGCAAACUCAGAGGGCUCUGUCAAGCACAGUACCAAAAUAACAGAUUUCUUUUCAGGGACCUCAUCACCACGUCUACCUGUGAGACGGGUCAGGCCAGAUAAGCCUCCAGAGAAACAAGAUGCAGACACAGACACGGAGAGUCCAUCUGCUGAUGUCAAAUGGCUGGGGACGCCAAUCAGUGAGCUUAAGAGAAUGCCUGAAUGCGGCGGACGGCUUCCUCCGCUAAAGGAUGUUCCUGGCCAGCACACUGUGAUGAUAAGGACAGACCUUCUUCAGAAUGGUAAAGUUCCUGUUCCAUAUCCUACUAAGUUUAAAGAUACCUGGGACAAUGUCCAUGUCAAGAUGCCCUGUUCUGGUAGUAACCUGUUUCCUGUAGAAGAUGAGGAAACACAUGAAAUGCAGAAUAAGAGUCGAUGGGAGCUGAUCAAGGAAACUUUAAACAAGAAAUUUACAAGUCCACUUGAGUUGAAGAAUGCAGUAUUGAAAUACAGUGCCUCACAUGCCCAGAAGUGGGAUUUCACAGCAUUACAUUUGUACUGCACUAAGGUCCUGGAGCCUGAUGCUGCCGAACAUCUGUUUGGCUCCCUGUUGCCAGACAUGGUGCAAUUAGCACUGAGAGCAUCUGAGCUCUGUACCAAGCCGAUACCCCUCCUCAAGAGGGGCACGAACCACUCCAUCACUGUGUCUCAGGAGCAGGUGGCAUGUCUGCUCGCCAACGCCUUCUUCUGCACCUUCCCGCGACGCAACUCUAGAAGGACUGAGUACUGCAACUAUCCAGACAUCAACUUCGUCAGGCUGUUUGAGGGGUCCUCUUCAAAGAAGAUUGAGAAGCUGAAAACCCUGAUGUGCUAUUUCAAAAAUGUCACUGAGCAAAAGCCUACUGGACUUCUAACAUUCACACGAAAAAGUUUGGAUAAACCCCUUAAUUGGAAAAGCUCACAGACUCCGCUCACAAAGCUCCACAUUACUUGUGAAGGAACCAUUGAGGAUGAUGGUUGUGGAAUGCUUCAGGUGGAUUUUGCCAAUCAGUUUGUGGGAGGAGGAGUCACCAGCUCUGGUCUGGUUCAAGAGGAAAUCCGUUUUCUGAUCAAUCCUGAACUUAUUGUUUCUCGCCUCUUCACUGAAGCCCUGGAUCAUAACGAAUGUUUGAUCAUCACAGGUACACAGCAGUACAGUAAAUACACAGGCUAUGCUAACACCUACCAAUGGGGUGGCAGCCACCAGGACACAACCCCAAGAGACGGCUGGCAGAGAAGAUGUACAGAAAUUGUGGCCAUUGAUGCACUGCAGUUCAGGAACUUUCUUGAACAGUUUAGCCCAGAGAGAAUCAACCGAGAACUCAACAAGGCCUACUGUGGCUUUGCUCGCCCUGAGGAACAAAGUCAAAACCUUGCGGCAGUGGCGACAGGGAACUGGGGCUGUGGGGUUUUUGGAGGAGACACGCGUCUCAAAGCUCUGCUCCAGAUGCUGGCAGCUGCUGAGGCGGGCCGAGAUGUAGCCUAUUUCACCUUUGGUGACAGCCAGCUCAUGACAGAUGUCCACAACAUGCACUCUUUCCUCACUCAGAGGAAUAUCGGUGUCGGGGAGGUGUAUGAUCUCCUGGGGCAGUACUACAGCUCAGUGUGCAGGAGCUGCCUCGGUCGGCGCCCUGACGUCAGCCUCUACUCCUUCAUCUACCAACAGGUCAGCUCCUCCCCUGGUGCCCGAUGAAUCCGACAGGCGCUCGGCCAGACAACAUGUCCCCACAGACUGCCAUUAAGGUCAGGUGGCCGAUGAGUCACCACGCCUUAUCUUCGGAAAGCGAAACGCUUACCAGUCUGCCUUUUAGAUUUAUUUUUUAUCGUAAUGUUUUUGUUAGACAAACUUUAAAUUAACAGUACCAAAAGUGGUCUCCACCACUGGCAGCUGAAAGUGAAAAUCUGGCACGCAGAUCCUUUUCAAAAACAACCGACCUGCAGAAGGGGAUUAGUUAAUGACCCUGUCUGUCGCUGCAGUCCACCCUGUGUUCAUUUUGCUGCUGCUGGAUAUACGCCAAUGGAUUGAGCUUCAAUAUGACGCAAUUGUGAUUUUAAUGGUGAGGCAAAGGUUGCCAUCCAUCUUCAGAGUUUGUCAUGUUGCCUUUUUUUUACACCCACACAUAUCCAGCCUAAUUGAAUUGGCUGUCAGAAAUCAAGUUAAAGGAAAAGAAUAACAAGAACAGGGUUUGGAAAGCUUGAAGCAUUCUCUGAAAAGCGGUUUGGUUUAAGAAAGCAGUCUGGCUCUUUGUGAAGUAAUCUCUUACCUUCUGCAUUUAUAGCUAUGAAAUUCUGGUUACGAUUAUGGUUCUACGAAUACAUUUUUGUGGGUUCUUGGUUGUGUGUGAUAAACAUUCCAAAGAACCCAGAUGCACUUAAAAUAUGAAUUAGCUUUGUUUGUUUCUGUAUUUUACAGCUGAUUUCAGGGUCAAUUUGUUUCUAAUAUUUGUUCAAUUUGAAUGAAAAUUGAGGAAUUUUUCUGAAAAAUUUUGUUUUUCAAACAACCUUAA